Emiliania huxleyi CCMP1516 is the source of this 2484-nucleotide messenger RNA. RefSeq lists its product as hypothetical. Bases 1 to 2484 code for a protein of 827 amino acids. The record is from RefSeq and is a predicted model, not a curated record. The transcript has 19 exons. NCBI's taxonomy places the organism in Eukaryota, Haptophyta, Isochrysidales, Noelaerhabdaceae.
AUGCUCCUCGGGCACGUCGGCACCGCGGCCACGCUGUCUGACUGGCGAGACGCGGCGAUGGCGGCGACUGAAGCGUGCGGGCCGCAGCUGACCGCAGAGGGCGAGGCGGCUUGGGCACUCGCGUCGCAGAUUGUGGAGGCGGUGCCGAUGGCAGAGGCCGAGCGCGAGUUCGCGCAGCGCGUCGCCGCGGCGGAGGAGGAGAGGAGGCAGAGGGAGGCGCGCUCGGGCGCGUCUCCUCCUCCUCCGCCUCGGCCGCUUCCUCGAGCUUCGCCUCCGCCGCCUCCGCCGUGCACCGAGGGGCCGGAGGUUUGCCUUGCGGCGCUGGUAGCGAGCGUGCCGGUGCUGGACGGCACGACCGGCAAGUUCGUGCCGGUUUUGACGCACCAGUCUCCUCCUCUCGACGGCCAUCUUCUGUCUGCCUCUGCGACGCGGGGUACCGCAUCCGUCUACGAUGGCGCCGGCACUGUCUGGGCGUGCCGCGGCCAGGAUUGCGAUCGGGCAGGCGGCGGCGGCGGCGGCGGCGGCGGCGGCGGCGGCGACGGCGGCGACGGCGGCGGAGGAGGAGGCCGCGUGGGUGCUGCGGAGCUGCUCCGUCGGUUGUGGGACGCCUGGGAGCCGCAGCUAGAGCUGGAGCUGGCCGCAGAGGCAUGCAGCAGCGCGGGUUCGUCGAGAGGAGGCGCGUGCGCGAGCGCGGCGGCGGCACGGAGGCAGCUCGACAGGCGCCGCCGCACGUUGUCUUCCGAGCGCGUGGGUGCGCAGUUGGCGGCGUCGCGCGGGACAGAGGCGCUGGCGCUGGCGGAGGCCAAGUCCGUCAUCGUCCAGGGCAGCGUGCGCGCGAGCGGCGCGGCGCGAGCGCUGCAUCGCAACACGCGCAAGUUCCGCGGGGAGCGCUGCUUCCGCCGCUGCAAGAGGAACGGCGCGUGCGAGCAUUGCGGCACGGACCUCUGCUGCCGGAAGGGGUGGGACGCCAACCAGAGCCGUAGCGGAGGGGGGCCCGCCGAGUCGGGUUGCGGCGGACUCGGCGGAGAAGGCAAGCACGUCUGCACGCGCGUGCCGGCCAUCGACGCCAACGCGACGGCGCGAGAGAGUUUCGCAGAGGCGCUUGCGGCCCACCUCGUGCUUCUGCCGACCGCGCGCUCCUUCGCGGCGCCCGUCACCCUCGCACAUGUCGCCUCCGACCUCGGCCUCGCCCUCAACUCCUCCAAGCGAAGGAGUGGCGGUCCUGCCGCCACGGAGUCUGCGGACGCGGCGCCGCCGUGGCGAGGCGUCGGCAGGGCGGGCGAGGCGUUUUGCGGGUCCACCCCAGACGGCCGCAAAGGCUCGCGUCGGUGGCUGAGCUGCGGCGGGCUAGGUGACCACCACGGCGGUGACCUCGAGGCGCAGGGCGAGCUCGAGGCGGCCGUUGCCGCGCGGGCGUGGGUGGCCGGGCCGGGCGAGCGGCGGCAGCUCGUGCUGGCUUGCGAGCGGCCGGAGCUCGUGCUGACGUACGCGAACGAGGCGGGCACCGCGUGGGUGACGAACCUCGUCCUCUCGCUGCGAUCGGUUGGUGUGGACCACUCGCUCAUCGUCACGCCGUCAGCGGCACACUGCUCGGCGCUCUUCUCUUCGCCGGCGAGGCUGUCGUGCGGCCACACCUCGUGGGAGGUGCCUGCAAUGCAAGCCAAGGAACUCUGGGAACGAUUCUUCGUUCAUGACUAUCCAAGGGUACAUGCCCAGCAGUCGAGGGACACGGGAACGGUGCAUUCAAAUCACAAAGCGUCAACAGGCGUCAACACGCUCAUGCUCGACGGCGACAUCACGCUGCACGGCAACCCGUACGCGCUGCUCAAGGCGCCGCCGCUGGCCCGCCACCAGCUGCUCUACUCGCUCGACCACCGCAACUUUUGCGACGAGGUCAACAUCGGCUUCAUGUACUGCCAGGGCUGCGCGCGCCGCGGCCGCGCGCAGUGGGUCGUCAACGAGACGCUCCGCCGAGAGCGCUCCUUCUGCUCGCCCGACGCGAACGCGGUGUACGGCGACGGCGGCACUUUCUUCGCCGCCACGGACGCCGCCGGGGUCACCUCCCCGCCGCACCGGCCCCGGCUGUGGGCGUCGGCGCAGGACCAGAAGGUCAUGUCGGACGUCCUCGCGUCGUCCUGCUGCGGCAAGGACGUGUACCGCAAGCUCAUCCCGUACCACUACACGCUGCUCGACAAGGCGGCCUUCGCGAGGCACUUUUACCCGACGGGCAGGUGCAACGAGAUGAAGCGCGAGCGCGGCAACGGCGCGGGCGGAUGCCACUACGCGCCACUCCUCCUCUACAACUCCUCGGACGGCGCGCCGCCGCCGCCAGAGACGAUGGCGACGGUCCCGUGGCGCGUGCUGUCGUCGUGGCACGGCACCGGCGACGGAGAGCGGGCCGGCUGGUCGGGGUCGUGGCUGAGCGAGCCUCCCGCGUUCGCGCACUUUGUGGGCGGCGACGUCUCGGGCACCAAGGUCGCGUAG